AACUACUUGUCUAAAAUUUUCACCAGAAAAAAAGGAACACUUCGAUAGUUUUGUUUGUUUGUGUACAAUAAUUCCUGAGUAAGGGUUUUAGCUUCUUCUUCUUCUUCUUCAUCAGAGUACUCCAAUGUUCAGUCUCAUAUCACCUUCGAGGGCUUUACCCAUGGAUUCUCUUCCAAAACUGCACCAUUCUAAUAUCACUCUCAAUCACCACACUUCGCCAUUUCCCAUUCCCUUAUCCUCUUCCCUCUCUUUCCGUUCUCGACCUCCACCACAGUUUUCAUCUUCUUCGUCCUUCAGGUUACCUUCCAUCAGAGCCUCCACUUCAAGCUCCUCAAACGACCCCGUUUUUUCCUCCUCCAAAAACACCCUCUCUCUAUCCCCACUUCUCCAAACCCUAAACUCCUUCCUGGCCCCCCUCGCCCAAACCACCUGCAUCGUCAUCGCUGCCACCCUCUUCUUCUUCAUGCGCUUCCACCACAUGCCCGCCAUCGCUGCCACCCUCUCCCCGCCCGCUGCAGACUCCGAGACUGCGCUCACCGAAGAGGAAGCCGAGAGAGUUCUGGAGGAGCGGCUCAGUGUCAACCCUGCCGACAUCGAGGCGCUCCGCGCGCUCAUGGAGUGCAAGAUCAAAGCGCGCAAGAUUGACGAAGCGUUCGGCGUUCUGGACCGUCUCAUCGAGCUCCAGCCGGAGGAGUACGAGUGGCCGCUGCUGAAGGCCAAUAUGCAUAUCUACAACGACAACCACGCUGCUGCACGUGAACUGUUCGAGGAAAUGUUGAAGAAGGACCCGCUCCGCGUGGAAGCGUUCCACGGCCUCGUCAUGGCGACUUCGCAGUUGAACGAGCCGUUGAAAGCGUUGUUGAAAAGAGUGGAGCAGGCGACUGAGGCGUGCAAGAAGCAGAAUAGGGACUCGGAUGUGAGGGAUUUCAGGCUAUUGAUUGCGCAGAUUAAAGUGAUGGAAGGGGACUUCCCUGAGGCACUUAAGGCUUAUCAGGAGUUGGUGAAGGAAGAGCCCAGGGAUUUCAGACCUUAUUUGUGUCAGGGUAUUAUAUAUACCCUCUUAAGGAAGAAAGACGAAGCUGAUAAGCAGUUUGAUAAGUUUCGCAGGCUUGUUCCUAAGGACCAUCCUUACAUGGAGUAUUUCGAGGAUAACAUGUUCGCUACUAAGUUCUUCUCGCAGAAAUUGGAGAGGGAGGGAGCAGGUGCUAGGGACUGAGGAAGGUUAUGAGUUUUUGUUUUCUCCCUUUCCUUUAUACUUAGUCUUGUUUUUGAUUAUAUGUUUGUCUUAUGGUAAUUCAGAUGUUGCCUUAGGUGAUUACCGGGUUAGUUUAUUAGUUUUAGUUUUCUUUGGUAAUGGUGGUUCUGAAUUACUGCUUGCUAGGUUUGUGGUGGAUAUAAAUAGUAGGGUAACGAAGAGAAGCUAUUUUUGUGCCGAAAUAUCAAAUUGAUGAUUGAUUUUUAUUUAUUAUAGCGUUAUAUUUUAUUUGGAUUGCA
Vigna unguiculata (cowpea) is the source of this 1494-nucleotide messenger RNA. RefSeq names its product Tetratricopeptide repeat (TPR)-like superfamily protein. Gene Ontology annotation, cellular component: chloroplast thylakoid membrane. The record is from RefSeq and is a predicted model, not a curated record. NCBI's taxonomy places the organism in Eukaryota, Viridiplantae, Streptophyta, Magnoliopsida, Fabales, Fabaceae. Gene Ontology annotation, molecular function: protein binding.